Molecule: messenger RNA, 2393 nt
Organism: Quercus robur (English oak)
Lineage: Eukaryota; Viridiplantae; Streptophyta; Magnoliopsida; Fagales; Fagaceae
Product: serine/threonine protein phosphatase 2A regulatory subunit B''beta-like
Exons: 13
Coding region: 283-1908 (541 amino acids)
Biological process (GO): protein dephosphorylation
Cellular component (GO): protein phosphatase type 2A complex
Molecular function (GO): calcium ion binding; protein phosphatase regulator activity
Source: RefSeq, a predicted model, not a curated record
UCUAAUUUUUCUCAUUUUCCUCUCUCUCACUUUCAUUUAUCACUUCGUCCAAUCCCAUCUCUCUCUAACUCUCUGACAAAGAAAAAAAAGAAAAAAAGAAAAACUUUCCCUCAUUUUCUCUCUCUCCAAUCACCGAUCCUCCAAUUCCCACUGCGAUCUAGGGUUUCUUCCCAAACCGCAUUUGAAUCUCCAAUUUCAAUUCCCUCUUCUGCCUAUCGCGGAUUCUCCGUAGGGUUUCCCCUGAUUCGGUAAUUGUUGGAUGAGAGAGAGAGAAAAGAUUGAAUGACGACGAGCAUGGAGAUCGUGAUCGAUGCGGCGUCGUUCGACGCCGACCUCUUGCAGCUCUCCGAGGUUUCUCCUUUGGCACUCAAAUCCAACCCGGUCUUUACCGAGAAGCUCUUCGAGCAAUGGCUUUCGCUUCCUGAUUCUAUUCGUCAGGUAACAUUAUUGCUCAAUGAAGCAAAGGCGGGUGGUCCCUUGAACGUCCCCGGAAAUUCUUCUAGUCCACGUGCUUCCACAAGCAAUUCUUUGCCAUCUAUGUUUCCUGCAGGCAGUGCUCCUCCACUUUCACCGAGGAGUUCAUCUGGUUCCCCUCGGAUAAUGAAACAGAGGCCUGGACCUUCUAUUUUAAGUUCACCCCUGAAAGUGGUUAGUGAGCCGGUUAAAGAAUUGAUACCUCAGUUUUACUUUCAAAAUGGUCGUCCUCCACCAAAUGAACUAAAAGAGCAAUGCUUAAUGAGAAUUAAUCGGUUUUUCCAUGGGCACUUGGAUGGACUCCAGAUGCAUGAAUUUAAAUUAGUAACUAAGGAAGUCUGCAAGCUACCAUCAUUCUUCUCCACGGCCCUUUUUAGAAAGAUUGACGUUAAUGGCACUGGUUUGGUGACAAGGGAUGCAUUUGUUCAGUAUUGGGUCAUUGGAAAUAAGUUGACAAUGGAUAUAGCAACCCAAAUGUAUACCAUCUUGAAGCAACCGGAUAUCAAAUUCCUUACUCAGGAUGACUUCAAACCUGUUCUUCGUGAACUUUUAGCAACUCAUCCAGGGUUGGAGUUCUUACAGAGCACACCAGAGUUUCAGGAAAGAUAUGCUGAAACUGUAAUAUACAGAAUAUUUUACUACAUAAAUAGAUCGGGGAAUGGUCAACUUACACUCAGGGAGCUGAAACGUGGAAACUUAAUUGAUGCAAUGCAACACGCAGAUGAGGAAGAAGACAUCAAUAAAGUUUUGAGGUACUUCUCGUAUGAACAUUUUUAUGUUAUAUACUGCAAGUUUUGGGAGCUGGAUACGGAUCAUGAUUUUUUGAUCGACAAAGAGAACCUUAUCAGAUAUGGUAACCAUGCGCUUACCUACCGGAUUGUUGAUAGAAUAUUUUCUCAGGUUUCAAGGAAGUUCACUAGUAAGGUUGAGGGGAAGAUGGGGUAUGAAGAUUUUGUGUACUUCAUACUGUCAGAGGAGGAUAAAUCAUCUGAACCUAGUCUCGAGUAUUGGUUCAAAUGCAUAGACCUGGAUGGAAAUGGGAUUCUGACACGGAAUGAGCUGCAAUUCUUCUAUGAGGAGCAGUUGCAUCGAAUGGAAUGCAUGGCCCAAGAGCCUGUGCUCUUUGAGGAUAUAUUGUGCCAAAUAAUUGACAUGAUUGGACCUGAGAAUGAGAGCUAUAUCACACUGCAUGACCUGAAAGGUUGUAGACUUUCGGGAAGCGUAUUCAAUAUCCUUUUCAACCUUAAUAAAUUUAUGGCCUUUGAAACUCGUGAUCCAUUUCUCAUUCGUCAGGAACGAGAAAAUCCAACAUUGACAGAGUGGGAUCGCUUUGCACAUAGAGAAUACAUCAGGCUUUCAAUGGAGGAAGAUGUUGAAGAUGCCUCUAAUGGAAGUGCAGAAGUUUGGGAUGAAUCACUUGAGGCUCCUUUCUGAGUUUAAUUAGGUUCUAACGAGGAAGCUCCGAAUUCUUCUUAAAUUGGCCAUCCAUCAAAGAAACUGUUUUACUCAGGAUUAUUUCUUAAAUGGACUAUGCAGACACUUGACCUUAUCAGAUGGACAUUCUGGGCUUGGCUGUGUGGAAUGAAUUUUUGUUGUGCUGGAGUUGAAAAUAUUCAGAUCUUUGUGUGCAUUGAACUGACAAACAUUGGGGAGAGUUACAAAGGAAAAUUCCUUUACAUCAUACCAAGAUGUCUCAUGGAGGUGAUUAUAUAAUCCCAGGUUGACGUAGUUCAGGACAUUAAGUGUAUUUGAUUAUUUUCCUUAUUUUAAUUAUGUUAAGUUGUAAGUUAUCAUUCAUGUCUUUCCUCCCAAGUUAGUGGAUGGUUCUUUCAAUACUUCCAUUUGUAUGGUAAUGUGCUGGUCAGUGUCAUAGCAAUUUUGGCUUUCACUCUGGUUAUUUUUAAAUUUGAUUCAGUCAA